Notothenia coriiceps (black rockcod) is the source of this 769-nucleotide messenger RNA. Its product is annotated as probable G-protein coupled receptor 125. Gene Ontology annotation, molecular function: G protein-coupled receptor activity. Gene Ontology annotation, biological process: cell surface receptor signaling pathway. NCBI's taxonomy places the organism in Eukaryota, Metazoa, Chordata, Actinopteri, Perciformes, Nototheniidae. The record is from RefSeq and is a predicted model, not a curated record. Gene Ontology annotation, cellular component: plasma membrane; postsynaptic density; glutamatergic synapse. The transcript has 4 exons. The annotation marks the transcript as partial.
GUGGCCAAAGACUUUAGCUGGUAUCCUUGCCUUCUUGCCCUGCGCUCCUGCCACCUUUGGCUCGGCCCACCACCCCUCUAGCAGCGCCGCCCACCCCUCCAGCCAGAGGGGGAAGAAGGCUUGGCGGAGCUGUGACCAAAGUGGACGCUGGGCGGAGGAGGACUACACCCAGUGUCCGUACGCCAGCGAGCUGACCCGCGUGCUGCACGAACUCACACAGAUAACUGUGAAUACCACCAAUGCUCAGCCCUUGGGCCAGCAGUUAGUGGCCUUCACCAGCAGGGCAGCACACUUCACUGAUGUCAUGGACGUCAUCUUCGUCACUCACCUGGUGGAGAGGUUGACGAGGCUGGUGGAGAAACGUAAAGAUCUGGGGGACUAUAUAUCAGACAUCGCCAGUAACAUGAUGCUGGUGGAGGAGCACGUCCUGUGGAUGGCCCAGAAUGAGGCCAGAGCGUGCACUCGCAUCGUCCAGUGCGUGGAGCGCAUCGCCGACCUGUCGCUGACCGGAGACAAUCAGGUCAUUUCUAAGGUUUCAGCUAACAUAGCUCUGGAGGCCUUUCUGAUCCAACCAUCGAACUUCCUCGGUCUGUCCUGUACUGCACUUCAGCGCACCCCCCCCUCAUCUGCCAUCUCGCCCCUCCCUGACGGCCACUCCCACUCCGACCAGGACAAGAUCAGAGAGGGUGACGCCGCGGGGGAGUCGUUGCUCAACUUCAAAUGCCACACCGUCAACAACAGCGCUUCAACAGCCAGUCAGCUCAGCAAG